CGGACUGUUAAACGCAACACACGGCAGCUGCAAAAAGGCUUUUUCUUUUUUCCUUACUAGCAUGUAAUAUCAUUUCUACAGUUUUCCCCAUUUGAUUUUGAUUCAUUUUCUGAUAAAAUGUUUGCAAAACCGUUUCGUGUUAAAUCCAACAUCGUAAUGAAGGGAUCCGACAGGAGAAAGCUCAAGGCUGACGUAUCAGCAGCCUUCCCUACCCUGUUUUCUGAUGAACUAACAGAGCUGGUCCCGAACAAAGAGGAAUUCAAUGUUGUGAAGAUAUUUGCGCACAAGGGAGACGCUGUGACAUUAUAUGUAGGUCAUAAAAACCCGCUCUUCUUUGAAGUGGAUAAACAGCUUUAUCCUACAGUCUAUAUGCUCUGGCGCUACCCUGCUGUCCUGCCUGCGUUCAGGACAUGGCCUCUUGUUCUUCACAAGAUGAUCGGAGGAGCCGAUCUCAUGCUUCCAGGUGUGGUAGUGCCUUCCAGUGGACUCCCAGACAUAAAACAGGGUGACCCCUGUGCUGUUACACUUGUUAAUAAUAGAGCUCCUGUUGCAAUUGGCACAGCUGCAGUUUGCAGUGCAGAAAUGCUCAAUUUGGGCAUGAAAGGGAGAGGGGUGUGUGUUUUGCACACAUACAUGGAUCAUCUCUGGGCUUUUGGAGAAAAGUCCAGUCCUCCCACUUUUCCAGAUGCAGAGGGUGAAGUACCAGAUGUGAAUGGUAAAGAAUGUGUGGCUGAUGAGCAAGAAGAAGGUGAAAAGGAGGAGGAGGAGGAAGGUGAGCAGAGUUCAGUGCAGGAGCAGCAAGCAAGCGAGCUGGUCAGAGACCAAGCCCAUCCAGCUCUGGCUGAGCAGGAAGAAGGGGAACUUGAAGAGGCCAAGGAGGAAGGGGAGCAGGACCAGGACGAUGAGAAGUCGCCACAAGAGGUCAUGGACGCUCUACUUUGGCAGUGUUUCCUCCUGGCUCUCAAAAGCAAGGUGAAGAAAUCAGAGCUCCCCCUGCUGACAAGCACUUUUCUCCGGAACCACAUGUUUUCCUGCUGCCCGAGCGGAAAACAACUAGAUAUUAAAAGGUCCAGCUAUAAAAAGCUCUCCAAGUUCCUGCAGGUCAUGCAGCAGCAGCACAGCAUUGUACGUGUGAAAGAACUGACAAAGGGUGUGGAGAGUAUUGUAGAGGUGAACUGGAAAAGUCCAAAACUACGCUUCUCUGUUCCAGAAGAGACACACGUUGAAACAAUUCCACUCGGAGAAACACAGUAUCAUCCUCCUGAAAUCACCACUUUAUACUCAGUGUCAGCUCGCCUGCAGCCUCUUUUUCAGGAUGCAAACAAAAGGAAAGGUGUGGCAUUGCAACCUGCUGAGGUGAGAAGCAUUGUCACUGAGUAUGUGAAGAAGAAUGACCUGGUAGAUGAAAACAACAAGAAUUAUCUGAGAAUCAACCCAACACUGUGUGACUGUUUACUUGAGAAAUCAGAGUACCAGGACCUACAGACUCUCAAUUGGGAUGACCUUUUCACCAGGACAUUAGGAAGAAUGCAAGAGUGCUAUCAAAUAGUGUUUCCUGGACAAACACCCCUAAUAAAGAAGGGACAUAUUGAGCCCAUAGAUGUCUCAGUGGCUUCCCGAGGCUCCAAUAAAAAGGUGACCAUAAUAAAGAACCUGGAAGUAUACGCUUUGGAUCCUUCUGCUGUUGCCACUGCAUUGCAGCACAGAGUUCAAGCCAGUUCAGUCCUGCAACCAAUUCCUGGGGCCAAAGACAAGGUCCUGGUCCAAAUUCAAGGCAAUCAGAUUCAACAAAUUGGACAUUUGCUCCUAGAUCAUUAUCGAGUUCCUCGCAAGUACAUCCACGGGUUAGACAAAGCUCCGAAAGGUGGAAAGAAGAAGUAGCAUUUUAAUGCUAUACUUGGUAUUCUGUCUGCUUAGUCUACACAGCUGCUAUACUGUUUGUUAACAUUCCUGUGGGCCUUUUGCUAAUAUAUGAUCAUCUUAUGACAGCUGAUGAAUGAAACAUCUCUGCAUUUAAUUCUGUAUUGAGAAUACUGUACAUUUGCUGAUGGUGUUUUGUUAUAUCUGGCACACAUUGUUGCUGCAGGAUAAUUAGAGUCUGUUGCGGCAAGAACCAUCCUCAAAUGUUUAGACAUUUAGUGCUGUCAUCUUAAAGCAGCUGGUAAGAUGGCAAGAGAUCGCACAUGGCUUUCAGGAUGUCAUUAAUACCCAAUUUCAUUUCAUGUAAACGCAUUUCAGAGAAACUUUGUAAUUAUAUCAGCGUUUCUGAAAUGUGAAGUCAUCACUGCAUAAAAUGAAUAUUUUGGCAACGUAAAAUGUGUUCUGCAUUUAUCAUGUCAGUCGGUGAGAUGGUGCUGAAUAGAGGAGAUGAGUGGAAAGUAAGGUCGAGAAAUUAUGUUCACCGUACCUCUACUCCCAGACACCAAAUGAGAGAUUGGACAUCAU
Molecule: messenger RNA, 2445 nt
Organism: Phycodurus eques (leafy seadragon)
Lineage: Eukaryota; Metazoa; Chordata; Actinopteri; Syngnathiformes; Syngnathidae
Gene: eif2d
Product: eukaryotic translation initiation factor 2D
Exons: 15
Coding region: 118-1881 (587 amino acids)
Biological process (GO): formation of translation preinitiation complex; translational initiation
Molecular function (GO): RNA binding; translation initiation factor activity
Source: RefSeq, a predicted model, not a curated record